AUGAAGUCCAGCAAGUAUAUUUACACGGCAACAAUUGCUGGGUUCUUAUCUCUUUGUUUGGUUAACAUGACCAUGGCCACCGGAACGUUCUAUUACUUUGCUUAUGGUAGUAAUUUACUUGCGAAAAGAAUUCACAUUCAGAACCCAAGUGCAGUACGAAAAGGUUUCGGAUAUCUGAAGGAUUAUAGCUUGGACUUUUUCCAUUACGCUGCUAGAUGGCGAGGAGCUCCGGCAACAAUAGUUGAAGAGGAAGGAAAAAAGGUGUGGGGGGCCAUAUGGGAAAUAGAUAAUAGCAAUUUAGCUGAUUUAGAUCGCCAGGAGGGUGUUCAUAACAGCGUGUACAAAGCUUUAGCGCUUCCCGUUGAGUUGCCUAGCGGUACAACAAUUAACUGUCGCGUUUAUCAGUUAGUUCGAAACCCAUGUUGCUUAGCACCAGAUGCGGAAGAUAGACCCUACGAAAGGCAGCCUUCAAAAACAUACAUGAAUAUUAUCAUUAACGGAGCGAAGGAAACGGGGCUUCCAGAUGAUUACGUUAUGUUGUUAAAGAAAAUUAAACAUAAUGGAAAUACUGGCGACCCGCAGCUUUCUUUAGAAUUAGAAAAACCCAUAGAAGAUAUGUGA
This is a messenger RNA of Anopheles marshallii, 621 nucleotides long. Its product is annotated as gamma-glutamylcyclotransferase-like. The record is from RefSeq and is a predicted model, not a curated record. The transcript is spliced from 4 exons. Bases 1 to 621 code for a protein of 206 amino acids. NCBI's taxonomy places the organism in Eukaryota, Metazoa, Arthropoda, Insecta, Diptera, Culicidae. Gene Ontology annotation, molecular function: gamma-glutamylcyclotransferase activity.